Molecule: messenger RNA, 4051 nt
Organism: Scylla paramamosain (green mud crab)
Lineage: Eukaryota; Metazoa; Arthropoda; Malacostraca; Decapoda; Portunidae
Product: lachesin-like
Exons: 9
Coding region: 12-1331 (439 amino acids)
Cellular component (GO): neuron projection
Source: RefSeq, a predicted model, not a curated record
UAGGUGGAGCAAUGUCAGAGGAACCUCGCUUCGUGGAGCCGAUACAGAACGUGACUGUCGCCGCAGGACGGGACGUGAAACUGUCCUGCGUGGUGGACAACCUAGGCACGUUCAAGGUUGCGUGGAUUGCCUUUGACAAGUCAGCCAUCCUGACUGUGCAGGAGCACGUCAUCACGCGUAACCCGCGGGUCAAUGUCACCUAUGAUGGCCACCGCACCUGGACGCUCCACCUCUCCCGUGUCAACGCCACGGACGCCGGCACCUACAUGUGUCAAGUCAACACCAUCGUGGCCAAGAGUCAGUUUGGAAUCCUCAAUGUGGUGGUGCCGCCCAACAUCGUGGACGGCAAGACCUCCGGGGACGUGAUGGUGCAGGAGGGCGCCAACAUCACCCUGGAGUGCAGCGCCACCGGCACGCCCAUGCCCACCAUCACCUGGCGCCGCGAGGACCACAUGAAGAUCAACCUCAACAAGACGUAUCGAGUCAUGGAACACACAGGACCGAAGCUGCACCUGGCACGGGUAAGCAGGAUGGACAUGGCCGCCUACCUGUGCAUCGCCCGCAAUGGUGUCCCGCCCAUCGUCAGCAAGAGGAUGCAAGUCAGCGUCGACUUCCCGCCCAUGAUGAGCAUCCCGCAUCAGUUGGUCGGGGCGCCCCUGGGUUACAGUAUUACCCUGGAGUGCACCAUUGAGGCUCACCCCCCGGCCCUCACAUACUGGACUCGGGGCUCUGGCAUCAUGCUGCACCAAGGACGCAAGUACUACAUCAUGGAACGGAAAGGCGAUGUCCCGUACCGCACCCACAUGAAGCUCACCAUCAAGAGCCUCAAGCCAGACGAUGACUUCGGGGAGUACAAAUGCGUGGCCAAGAACUCCCGCGGCGAGACAGAGGGCGUCAUCAAGCUGUACGAAACGGAACCUCCGACACCAGCUCCCACCAACCCGCCCUCCUACCUGGACAAACUGUUCAAAGAUUAUCAACAAAAAACAACAAACAGUGUUGUCGGAAAAGGUGAAGGGAAAGCGACGUUUGUGGGACUGGAGGAACCCAGGGAAGGCAUCGAGACCGACAUGAGCAUAGGUGACGGAGACUUCGUGGAAAGAAACGAACUAGACCACCUGGAGGAGGGGCCACACUGGGACGACGACAGGCAGAGAGAGGUGGAGGCGCGGCGGGAGCGAGGUCGCCAUGAGCAGAGCGAAUAUCCCAUGACCAACUACUUCGGCAGCGCCACGCCAGCCGGCGGCGGGGUGGGAGGAUGUCUGAAGCUGCAGGUGUUGCUGCCGCUGCUGGUCCUCGUGCAGCCCUCCUGCCUCCUGCUGCUCUUGUGAUGAAGAGGAUCCGCCACGCCUAACUCAUUCUCCGAAUUGUGUGGAUAACCCUAGCUAAAGUUUCCUUAACGUGAACAUAGACAAUUCAUCGCUCUUUAGUGGUUAUCUUCUAACGCAGGGAUCUUGGGGGCUAGUAGACCCACCGUGUGCUGUAGUGUAGCGUCGACAGCCAACCCUGACUUGGUUGGUUCUCAUCUUAAUGGAGGACUGACGAACCCACAAGUUAUCCUUGUAUCGCGCUCUCACGUUUAGGAAUUAUCCUUACGACCAUGAUUGUAUGCUUGUGGAUAUGUAAUAUUCUAUUAAGGGCAUCGGUUACUCUUGCAUUAGAAUGAUUGCAUGUUUAUUUCAUCGAUUAUUUUUUACUUUGCAAACUGUUCUCUUGACAAAGUUCAUACAGUAUCAUCAUAUCAAAAACAAAAAAGAAACGUGGGCUUCUUGUCUCACAGUAAAUAAUAAUAAUGAUAAUAAUAAUAAUAACAAUAAUAAUAAUAAUAAUAAUAAUAAUAAUAAUAAUAAUAAUAAUAAUAAUCGGUGCUUCAAUACAGACGAGUGGAGCAGCCACCAUGACGCCGCCAAUCCAUGUCUUGCCUGACUUCACCCAGCGAACAGUCCCUCAACCGCCACCCUCUCCUCCCUCUCACACUGCCUCCUACACCUCCUACCGCCAUUCAUCGGCUCACCACAUUCCUACUUCCAUGCCAAAUUAGAUUUUAUUUUUGCCGGAACAGAUAUGAAUUCCAUUCUCAUGUUGCUGUGCCCAAUCAUUUUCCUCACACGCAUCCAGAAAGGUCACCGUCAACGCAGAGUUACACUAGCCAAAGAAAUCUACCAAAGCAUUUACGACAAUCGAGAAACUCGUGUCUCACCUCAGCCACACACCUCCAGCCCCGUCACCACCGUACUUAAGAGUUUGCAUCCCGUAUCCACUCCUUGUCUCGUGAAUCUCACCCAUAAAACCCCACCAUCACACAGGACCAGGCCGGUAGGAUGGUGGAGGAGGAUCAUUUAAAAUGGCACUCUUGAGUAUAAGUUAUUGAAUAGCGUAUAAAGAGUGCCCCGACGAUUCACUUAGAUGAGUUUAUGCAGAAAAGUGAAAAGGGGCAUCAAACAGAAUGCGUGCAAAUCAUUAAUAGUAAAAAUAAAUCUUAUCAGUAAGUAAAGGGCGGGGAAAAUUGUGUUAGAUGAUGGUACUUCUACGUCCUAAUGCUCGUUGUGAUUCCAUCAGAGCGUCAAGAGUCGAUACGGAGGAAGGGUGAGACCACCACCGCCCCAGCUACGGAGAGGAAGCGUCGCAGGCAACCCUUGUAAUUAUCUUGUAUCUACAAUCAUAUACGUAGGUAAUUCGUGUAGUUCAAAUUUUAUUAUUUACAUUUCAAAUGUACAUAAUUUAUUGAUAGCGUCUUGUGGUUGCCAUGACGCAGCGCCGCGGGACAGCGUCCUGGGCACCUCGCGGGUGAGCUGUGGGUAAUCAGCUAAUGAAUAAUCUUGGCCUUGAGCUGUGGUGCUGCAAGCAGUGUGUUGGACGGCUGCUGGCAGUGAACCCCUGACACGUGUACUGUAAAGUAUAAGAUCAGAAGGAAGCGAUGCCGCAUUAAUGGCCACGUGUACAGCGGCAGGUGAUUGACGCUAGCAUCCAUUCCACACUCUCACGUUUCUCCUCACAAUGACCGCUGAUAAGUUUCGCCCCUGUAAUGUUAUGUGACUGAUCGAAGCGUUAUCAUAUCUUCCCGAAAUAACUAGCACUUUAAAUGACGGACUGAUGAUAGAAGGUGUAGGCUAAAUUAUUUGUUAACGUUUGUAGCACGGAUAAGUAAAGAAACAUCUGCACGUGUUUGUGUUAGAUAACGUUAAUUAUUAUUAUUAUUAUUAUUAUUAUUAUUAUUAUUAUUAUUAUUAUUAUUAUUAUUAUUAUUAUUAUUGUUAUUAUUAUUAUUAUUUCAUCACUGUCCUUGAAGCAAGGCGUCAUCGGUUCUCCUUGAUGCUCACUCCUCAGCUGGCCAGCGCUUUCUUCUCACCUUGCGUCACUCCUCUACUAAGGGAUUUCAGUUCUACUGGAGUAUUGUAUUUAUGGUUUUAUUUUUAUAUAUUUUAUUGCGUUUAUCAAAACUUUUUUUUUUUCCUAGCAUGGACAGCUAUGAACUAUACCCAUGAGGUGUCAGGGCACUGUGUGGUGUAUGUACAAAGUCUCGCCCCGCCUGCAGCUGCCUUCCUGGUGCUCGGCCCCGCAGCUGUCCACUGGCGGAUCAACCCUCCCUUCCAGCCCGGCCCCCGACGUGAAGGUCACGUGCUCAACACUGACUCACCCAGACACCCGCUGGCAAAAGCUUCAUAACAGUAAUGUAUAUUAUGCAGCAGCCAGCAGGAAAAUAUAUACAUAUAUAUAUAUACAUAGCAGGGUGCAUGCGGCCAUGCACCCAAACUCAGCCAAAAUGGCGGCAUCACAGGUGAAGGUUCGGUAAUAUUACGUAUAAGACUGAAUAUUAAUCUUCGUUCAUUAAGCAUAAUCUGUAUUUCAUGAUUAUGUAAGGUAAAACCCAUAAGUAAUAAUAUAUCUUAUGGACAAAUUUUCAGAGGAUAUCUACAAGAUGUUCAGAAAUUUUGUAUUUUAUUUUCUUUAGGAACUAAUUAACCUUAAUGAUGUUACAAGAAAAAGCUUCCCAAAUAUGUAGUAUAUGUUAUGUGUUAUGAGUGAUUUUUAAUAAAAUUUGAAAAGUAGA